AUGUCCCUUGAGACCCGCAUCGACAGUCGACGAGCUGAAUCGGAGCCUGACUCCGAAGAGGACUUGGAGGAGCUGGAAUCAGAUGUGAAGAAAAUGGCGGAGAAGAUUCUAGACUACAGAUCCGCUAUUCCAGAUCAACUUAAGACCACUCUAGCUUCAGUUCUUUCUUCUCAAGCACCCGACUUCUCCGGCAUUGAUGAAGCUGGAUCAUCCGGAGAGCGUAAUCCAGAUUCAGAAGAUAAAGAAUUAGAUACUGAGAAAAGGACGAAAGAGAAGAUACAGCUGCUUAAAGAAAAAAUUUCAAGUAACAUUUCGGCAAUGCCAGUCCUCGUGAAUCGAAUGAAAGAGUGUAUUUCCAGGAUAGAGGAGCUAGAUUCUGGCGAUAGCGUUAUACAUCCUGCUUUCAAAAAGAGAAUAAGUGGUUCAUCAAAUGAAGGUUGAUUUGUAAUAUCCUGGUCCAUCAGUGGAGGCUGAUGAUUCAUAUAAUUGACAGAAGAUGGAAACGGUGGAUUCAUUAAUGCAUCUACAGGUUUUGGAAGAAAAGAGGGUUAUUGAAUUAGGUAGUAUUUUUUUUUUCUAACCCUUGGAGAUGUACUGUAAAUUACUUGAAAAGCAUUGAUUUCCUUGUCUGUAGUCUGUACUACAAUGUCUCGGUUGAUAAAUCUACAAGUGGGGCCAUCACUGUAUUGAUAUGCUAUUUUUUUUUUAAUAAAGGAGUAUUGUAUGUC
Messenger RNA from Gossypium arboreum, 728 nucleotides. RefSeq lists its product as uncharacterized. NCBI's taxonomy places the organism in Eukaryota, Viridiplantae, Streptophyta, Magnoliopsida, Malvales, Malvaceae. The record is from RefSeq and is a predicted model, not a curated record. The transcript has 2 exons. Bases 1 to 441 code for a protein of 146 amino acids.